Molecule: messenger RNA, 3847 nt
Organism: Tupaia belangeri chinensis (Chinese tree shrew)
Lineage: Eukaryota; Metazoa; Chordata; Mammalia; Scandentia; Tupaiidae
Gene: LCP1
Product: lymphocyte cytosolic protein 1
Biological process (GO): actin filament network formation; actin filament bundle assembly
Cellular component (GO): actin filament; cytoplasm; actin filament bundle
Molecular function (GO): actin filament binding; calcium ion binding
Source: RefSeq, a predicted model, not a curated record
GACUUUCAAGAAUGGGAGUAGACUAGACAUGUUUUUGCUUAUAAAACAUCUUAAAUUUAUGUCCCAUGCACUCUUUCUCAGGAAUUUACUAGAGGAUGUGCUUAUUAAAAUGAAAGUGGAGGUGUGUGGAAAGUGGAAGAUUACCCAGAAGACCAGACACCAGUAGAUACAGAAUGCUGCCGCUUUCCUACUCCCAGUCACUUCCUGCCUUGUGACCACACACCCGGGCUUGGCAAAGCUGUUCUGCAGAUCAGAAAGAAGGGAGUUUUGGUCACACGCCAAACUACCAAGGACAGUUUCUCUACAAGAUCUGUUACCUAAAGCAGUGAAAAAUGGCCAGAGGAUCAGUGUCCGAUGAGGAAAUGAUGGAGCUCAGAGAAGCUUUUGCCAAAGUUGAUACCGAUGGCAAUGGAUACAUCAGCUGCAAUGAGUUGAAUGACUUGUUCAAGGCUGCUUGCUUGCCUUUGCCCGGGUACAGAGUAAGAGAAAUUACAGAAAACCUGAUGGCUACAGGUGAUCUGGACAAAGAUGGGAAGAUCAGCUUUGAUGAGUUUAUCAAGGUUUUUCAUGGCCUAAAAAGCACAGAGGUUGCCAAGACCUUUAGAAAAGCAAUCAAUAAGAAGGAAGGGAUUUGUGCAAUCGGCGGUACUUCAGAGCAGUCCAGUGUUGGCACCCAACACUCCUACUCAGAGGAAGAAAAAUACGCCUUUGUCAAUUGGAUAAACAAAGCCCUGGAAAAUGAUCCUGAUUGCAGACAUGUUAUCCCAAUGGACCCAAAUACGAAUGACCUCUUUAAUGCUGUUGGGGAUGGCAUUGUCCUCUGUAAAAUGAUCAACCUGUCGGUGCCAGAUACAAUUGAUGAAAGAACAAUCAACAAAAAGAAACUCACUCCUUUCACCAUUCAGGAAAAUUUGAACUUGGCUCUGAACUCAGCCUCAGCCAUCGGGUGCCAUGUGGUUAACAUAGGGGCUGAGGACCUAAAGGAGGGGAAGCCGUAUCUGGUCCUGGGACUUCUGUGGCAAGUCAUCAAGAUUGGGUUGUUUGCUGACAUUGAACUCAGCAGAAAUGAAGCUCUGAUAGCUCUUUUGAGAGAAGGUGAGAGCCUGGAGGAUUUGAUGAAACUCUCCCCGGAAGAGCUCCUGCUGAGGUGGGCUAAUUACCACCUGGAAAAUGCAGGCUGCAACAAAAUUGGCAACUUCAGCACUGACAUCAAGGACUCAAAAGCUUACUACCACCUGCUUGAGCAGGUGGCUCCAAAAGGAGAUGAAGAAGGUAUUCCCGCUGUGGUUAUUGACAUGUCAGGACUAAGGGAGAAGGACGAUAUUCAGAGGGCAGAAUGCAUGUUGCAGCAGGCGGAGAGGCUGGGCUGCCGGCAGUUUGUCACUGCCACAGAUGUUGUUCGAGGAAAUCCCAAGUUGAACUUGGCGUUCAUUGCCAACCUCUUUAACAGAUACCCUGCCCUACAAAAGCCGGAGAACCAGGACAUCGACUGGGGGGCUCUUGAAGGGACAUUUAGGAACUGGAUGAAUUCCUUGGGUGUUAACCCUCGAGUCAAUCAUUUGUAUAGUGACUUAUCAGAUGCCCUGGUCAUCUUCCAACUCUAUGAAAAGAUUAAAGUCCCUGUUGACUGGAACAGAGUAAACAAACCACCAUACCCCAAGCUGGGGGGCAAUAUGAAAAAGCUUGAGAAUUGUAAUUAUGCUGUAGAGCUGGGGAAGAAUCAAGCUAAGUUCUCCCUGGUUGGCAUUGGUGGACAAGAUCUCAAUGAAGGAAACCGCACACUAACAUUGGCCUUGAUCUGGCAGCUAAUGAGAAGGUACACACUGAAUAUCCUAGAAGAAAUUGGUGGUGGGCAGAAGGUCAAUGAUGACAUUAUUGUCAACUGGGUGAAUGAAACACUGAAGGAAGCAGGGAAAAGUUCAUCCAUCUCCAGUUUCAAGGACCCAAAGAUAAGUACAAGUCUGCCAGUUUUGGAUCUCAUUGAUGCCAUCCAACCAGGUUCCAUUAACUAUGACCUUCUGAAGACAGAAAGCCUGGAUGAUGAAGAAAAACUCAACAAUGCAAAAUAUGCCAUCUCGAUGGCCAGGAAAAUUGGAGCAAGGGUGUAUGCCCUUCCAGAAGACCUGGUUGAAGUGAAUCCUAAGAUGGUCAUGACAGUGUUUGCUUGCCUCAUGGGGAAAGGAAUGAAGAGGGUGUAAGGCCCAGAGAAGGUGGGGCAGGAAGCGGUACGCUCAGUCCUGACUGCCUAGCACAGGAUGCUCCCAGGAAGCACGGCGACAGUUCAAGCCAUUCCAAAGUUCUCGACUUGAUGACAUUAUACAAGAUUACAAAAGUGCAUAUGUGUUCAAUCAAGUAGCCAAGUAACAAAAAGUGCUUCAUUCCUUGUGGAAAAUCCAGUCUCCCACAAUUUUUUUUUGUUCUUGAUUUAUUAGCUUCUUCAAAAGUCUAAAAAAUAAGAAGUUAUUUUCCAGAUACUUUCCUGCUUUUGCUGUUAGUUAGGAAUAGAAGCUGCAGUGUUAUUAAUUUUGACCAUAUAUAUUAAAUAUUAAUUAUUAAUCUUUCAAACCAGUUUAAUUUGGCUGCCUUUUUCUUUGUGUAAGGUGAGGACCCUGAGGCGGAAUCAGUCCUGUCCUGAAACUUUUUAGUAGAGGCUGACUUUGAUCUGUUCCAAGCCUCUGUUUCUGUCCCCUUCUCCUACUGUUUGCCUGUGCUUUGCUCUAGACACUCUCAGAACUAUGCCUUCUCUGUGGUCCAACUUGUCAGCCAUCCUUGUCUCUGGGCCUCCUGGAGAAGAUGACAAAUCGAUCAGUAAGGCUUUUGGGGCACCAAGGUCUCUGAUAGCCUGCAGAAAUAAGCUUCAGCAUCAGAGCCUUUCCACAAAACUGAGGUCCUAAAUGUCAUUAGUUUUUGGGGGUUUUUUUCAGCCAAUAGGAAGCGCUCUGUUUUUUUAUGUUAGGAUUUGGGCUGAGACCUGAUCUAACAUGGUGACUGCUGUGCCCUAGAUAGAUUCCUAACUACUGGACUCUAAGAGAGUAUGAUAAAACAAUGAGCCACUAGGGGGCAGCGUGGGGCUAUAACAGCAUCUAGUCUUCAGGGUACUCACUCUCCACUAUUCAGCCCUGCAGGUUAGACGGAGCUAUUAUACCUGGUGACUUUUGGAAGAAAUCCUGCUUUGCUGUCAUUUGCUCUUAGACCUUAGCAUAUCUGAUUCCUGCCAGGCCAUAUUAUCAACGUUUACAUUUUUUUAUACUAUAUGAGCUGUCGCCACCUCAAAGCUCAAGGAGGCAAUUUGUGCCAAUGUAUAACACCCCUGUCCAGACCCCACAUACACAUAAUCACAUAUACAUGAACUAGCCUGAUGUCAAGGGUAGAAUGACUACAUGCUGGAUGUAGAACUGGCUAAGCUGCCUUAUAAAGAGUUCGUUUAUUAGACAUUUUUAAAAUUCCCAAAUGCAAUUCCCAUGAAAACAGACGGAAGGCAUGGCAGCAGCACUGUGAACCAACACUGUACUCCCUGUCAUGGCGAAAGGGCUCAUCAGUGUGGUGUCGUCUUCAGGGGUAGUAUGUAAUGGAACUUAGCCAUUUCUUAAAGCAAUUGAAAUGCGUUGCCCUGGAUCCAUCCCUUGGCAGUGGGCUCAGGAAGUCAAUGUGUGACUUCUCCCACCCCCUAACCAGGAUUUCUGCUAAAUCUGAAUGCAAAGUGAUUGGCUUUGGCUUUAGUCUGAACUUAAUGCAGCCUCGGAUGAUUUUCCUCCAUCUGCUUCCAGGAAGGAAGAACGUUUCUGCCUUAAUGGAAAACGAAGAUAAAUUAAUGCUCAAAAUCUUUCCAAAUAAAAUGUUCCCUAUA